AGAGAGAGAGAGAGAGGAGCAAAAAAAUGGAUAAUCUGCCACCAGGUUUUCGGUUCUACCCAACGGAAGAAGAACUGAUUUCUUUCUAUCUACGCAGCAAGCUAGAAGGAACGAGACCAGACCUUGACCGGGUUAUUCCAGUUCUCGACAUUUACGCAAUGGAUCCAUGGCAGCUUCCAGAAUUUGCAGGAGAGCUGUGUCAUGGAGAUCCUGAGCAAUGGUUCUUCUUCACGCCAAGACAAGCGAGGGAAGCGCGUGGAGGAAGACCAAACCGAACCACAAGUUCUGGAUAUUGGAAAGCUACUGGUUCUCCUGGCUACGCUUACUCAUCAGCGAAUCGGGUAAUCGGAAUGAAGAAAACCAUGGUUUUCUACAAAGGAAAAGCUCCUACUGGAAGGAAAACUGAGUGGAAGAUGAAUGAGUAUCGAGCUAUCUUAGCAGAAGCCUCUUCUUCAACUAAUGCAACUCCAAAUCCAAUUUUACGCCACGAAUUUAGUUUGUGCCGGGUGUACGUAGGAUCGGGGAGCUUGAGAGCUUUCGAUCGAAGGCCCUCAGGAGCCACGACAAGCGAGAUGGAAAUGCAGGUACAGCAACCUCCUUCUGGAGCUGGGCCGACCAGUGGGACUGGGGACAUGGCUACCACAUCUUCUCAUCAGAACCCUCAGAGAAGUAGCUCACCGGACAGUGCAUCCUCAGCUGGAGAUGAUGCUCACCUCCCUCAGACUGGUGAAAAUACUGAUUGGGAGAUGACAGAUGACGAUCUUCAAUCCCUGUUAGAUUGGGGAAACUUAAACUGGGAUCAGGCUUAGAGCUCUGGAAAUUUGGAAAAUUUGUGUGAGAUCUCAUCCAAAUGUAGAUAUUUUAAUACUAGUUGUUUGUUUUGGGUACGGUUUAUUGAGAGAAUUUUCAGCUAAUUUCAUUUAAAUUCUGAAAUCACUAUUAUAUUCAGUUUAUGCACUAAAUUAAUUACAUUCACAAGAAUCUCUGAUUCGAAAUUUCGACGAUCACCCUCUUGUAUUGUACUAGAUUUU
Macadamia integrifolia is the source of this 1031-nucleotide messenger RNA. RefSeq names its product NAC domain-containing protein 90-like. Bases 27 to 809 code for a protein of 260 amino acids. The transcript is spliced from 3 exons. The record is from RefSeq and is a predicted model, not a curated record. Gene Ontology annotation, biological process: regulation of DNA-templated transcription. Gene Ontology annotation, molecular function: DNA binding. Lineage: Eukaryota; Viridiplantae; Streptophyta; Magnoliopsida; Proteales; Proteaceae.